CAAUUGGUUAUUGGUACACUACCGUCUACCGAAUGCCGCCGCGUAUUUAUUUUACCUAAUUAUUAAAUAAUCAUUUUCAAUAAAACUAUGGUCUAUGAUACUCUAGGUUUUAACUUUUAAGAGUUAAGGACGAGUGUAACGUAAUGUUACUGUUCGAGAUAAUCAAACAUAAUAGUACGUCAAAAUCGUAGUCGUUUCAUCGAUUAAAAAUCGUCCUUUGUAUGUAUUAUUAAUGUACGUAAUUUAAAUUUAAUCACAAUUAUUGUACUCGUACGCGAGCACUUGUCGUUUAUGUACCGUCUGUAUGCGUAUUUAUAAUAUUUACUCUACUGGGUAAAUUCUAACUCAAGAUCCAGCUUCUUUCGAUGAUAACAAUAAUAUGCUCAAGAAAUAAUUUCGGUGACUUUCAAGCUUACACAAUUACUAUGAUGUGCAGCAGCAGCAGCUAAUAUUUAUUGGUAACUGUUGAUUUGUGACAUUUGGUAAAGACAGAUUUUUUCAAAUGUCUAGCGACAUGUCCUCGAAGGCGGAGGAUGUUUUGCCAUUGGACGUUCCAGUAGAUGCAGCAGGCAAAGCUUUUCGCAUGAGCGAAGGUGACUGGAUAUGUCCAAAUGCUCAAUGUGCCAACAUAAACUUUGCUCGUCGUACCCAUUGUAACCGAUGUAAUAAGGAACGUGAAGACUUACCGGUCAAGAAAAAAGCUGGUGCUGAAAUCGGAAAGGCAGCUGCUGAAAAGAGUAAAGGACUGUUCUCGGCUGAUGACUGGCAAUGUAGCAAGUGUGGCAAUGUGAAUUGGGCACGUCGAUCUCAAUGUAAUAUGUGCAAUGCACCUAAAUUUGCCGACCCAGAGGAACGUACUGGUUAUGGAGGAGGCUACAAUGACAGGGGAGUUGUUGAGUAUGUCAGGCGUGAAGAGUCUGAUGACGAGUAUGAUGAAUUUGGACGUAAGAAAAAGAAACAAAAACGAGGAAGUGGUUCUAUAAGUGAGGAUUCUAACAGUCAAAAUGGUAGAGAAGAAGAUAACGAUAGAGGAAGAAAUAAAACGUGGUCAAAAGCUGUUGUUGAAAAUGAUGACGAUGACGAAGAAGACGACGAUGAUGAUGAUGAUGAAGAUGGAGAUCUUUCAAAAUAUGAUUUAUCUGAAUGGGAUGACUUAGCUGCCCAAUCCAAAAAAGAUAGAUCAAGAUCUCGAUCACCACUAAAAUAAUUAUGAUUUAAAUAUUUUUUUAUGUUAUGGCUAUUUACAAUGUUGUUGACCAGUCUACAAUCAAUAUUUUCCAAUAAAUCAACCAUACCACAAAUGAAUUUAGUAAUUAGAUCAUAUUUUUUCUGAUAUUUUGUUUAUUUUGAACACUAUCAAUUUUAACUGUUACAUAUUUAUAUUUUACUUCUAUUAAUUAUAUGUAUGCAUAAAAAAGC
Myzus persicae (green peach aphid) is the source of this 1419-nucleotide messenger RNA. RefSeq names its product zinc finger Ran-binding domain-containing protein 2. The coding region runs from base 503 to 1207 and encodes 234 amino acids. The transcript is spliced from 2 exons. NCBI's taxonomy places the organism in Eukaryota, Metazoa, Arthropoda, Insecta, Hemiptera, Aphididae. The record is from RefSeq and is a predicted model, not a curated record. Gene Ontology annotation, biological process: RNA processing. Gene Ontology annotation, molecular function: RNA binding; lipopolysaccharide binding.